This is a messenger RNA of Paramecium octaurelia, 1612 nucleotides long. The record is from the annotation of a GenBank genome assembly. Lineage: Eukaryota; Ciliophora; Oligohymenophorea; Peniculida; Parameciidae.
AUGUUUAUAAUUACUUAAUUUCUAUUUGUUCUUUCUAACGAAAUUACCUGGACUAAUUAUUCCUUUAGCUUCCCAUAAUUUGUUCCAUUGGUGGCUGAAAAGACAGUUUUCUCGAGAUCGUUGGAGGAUUUUGGUUAGAUAUUGUAAUCACUAUAUUUUAACUUUUGUAGAAACAUGUCUAUAGAAUAUGAUGGAGACAUGGAGGAAUCCAUCUGUAAAUUCGACUAUUAAUCUAUAACUUUGGACAGACAGCCUGAAAGUCUGAUUGCUUUGGUAAGUGACAUGCAGCAGAUUGACAUUGAUGCAUUGAAUACAGAAGAAAUCCAGUAAGGAUUUUCACAUGAAUUGGUGUCAUACGCAAUUUCUAAUAGGAAUUUGAUCUUACUGGAAAAAAAUGGAACAAUUCAUCAUUUGUAUUAUAAUAUUGGCACAAAGUUUACAAAUUAUUCAACCCAUUAAUUAUUAAUUCUCUAAAAUGGAAAUGAACAUUAAUAGAUUUUUACCGAUACUGAGUGUUAUUAUUAUGUUGAUCAUCAACAAUUGAUAAGAUUCACAAUCAAAGACAAAGUUUUGGAAUAGUCCAAAAUCCAGAAUUGGAAGAAGGUGAAUGGACAUUUCAAAAUGUUUAUCAAUAGAGGUUUUGUCUAUUUGAUAAAUGGAAGUAACGGAAUGCGUAUUUUAGAAUUGUAAAAUAAUUUCAUAAUAUAAGUUAAUAAAUUUGUGAUUGAAGUAUAUUAAAAUUUUAAAUUAGGACUUUCACUAAGAUUUGAAUUUAGUAGAUUAUGCCAUUGAGGGAGAUUGGUUGUAUUUGCUAGAUUUUGAAAACGGAGUCUAUCGCUUUAACCUCAUAUCAUUGCAAUUGGAUAAGAAAUUCUUUAUUGCCCAAAAGGGAUGCAGUAUAAUUUCUGUGAAGCACAAUCAAAUGAUGUUAAUCCAAUAAUAAUAAUUGCAUUCAGAGGUAUAUGAAGGCAGAAUUGUGGAGAAGGGAUGGGUGAUGACCAGAAUGAAGAAUGUAGCUAAGUAAAUUAUAAGAAAUAUCCAAUAAUUCAAUAAUUUUGCUUUGCUCAUUAGUAAUCCAACAACAUUUAUUAAAAAAAUCUACUAGACAAUUUUAGUGAUCCCUAUCUUUCUAAAGGGUAAUUAUUGCAAUUGAAUUUAUGUAGUUCUAAUUUGUAUUAGAUGGAGUUUUUGGGAAUGGAUAAAUUGGAUGAAGAGUAUGUAGUUGGAAUCUACAGAUACGGUGCAGCAAUUUAUUAUGCAUAAGAGAGAACAGCCAAAAUUUCAUGCUAGGCUAGAUUGAGUUAACAAAAUAGAGUCACAGUAUUUUUUUAUUUAAAAUCAUUGUCAGAUUCAUUUGAAUAGUACAAAUUGUCUCAAUAAAAAUUAAUCUGAUGCAUUUAAUUAUUGCCAAAGCAGACUGGAUUAUAUAUUUGAUGUUCAUAAGGUCUUGAUGUCUCAAUAGGAGGAAGAUCUUUACUUCUACUUAUGUAUUCUUGCCUUUUCAAUAAUUGUGGGACUUUUCUUGGCUAUAUUCUUCGUUUUCCGAAGAUAUCAAUUAAAAAAGGAGAGGAUCGAUUAGUUAAGAAAAAGCAAGAAGAAUUCUUCAAGUUGA